CCGAAGGUACUAGUCGCGUCGACGCCCGUCUGGCCUUCGGUUCAACCUCCGAAUAGUACGCUCAACUUUACAAUGUACAAUAACUCGCGACACCAUUUAGUGAAACAGACCAAAAGUGACUGAUGUAAUGAUUAUCUUGACUAACUUCUAGUAACUAGUAGCCAAACUUUACUGGAUUUGUUUCGUGAUUAUGAGAUGUGAUUAUUGAUAAUUAGCAAUUCUGAUGGUGUUGGGCGAUGGAUGCGCGCGGUGGGCGCUGCAGAAGGCGGCGCUGGUGGCGUGCCUGCUGGUGGGUGCGUUGGCGCCAGAACGGCUGGAGCCCUGCGCCGGCAGCCCACUGUGCUCAUGCCGUGCAGCACAUAUGUCCUGCAUCGCUGUACCAUUCCACAGGUUUCCAGAAUGGCCGCGCAUAGAACUCCAACAUCUAGACAUCAGUAUGUCAAAUUUGGAAAUUAUAUCAGAAAGUGCUCUGGAUGGAUUACGUCUACAGACUUUAGUUUUAGUAGCUAACAAAUUACAUUACAUCGAACUUCACGCAUUUAGCUCAAUGGCUAUUACGUUAGCCUCUCUAGAUCUUGGAUAUAAUGAAUUUACUGACAUACCACAGCAAGGAUUGAGAGACUUAAAAGUUUUAAACUGGUUAAAUCUACAGAACAACAAUAUUGCUCAGCUUGGACCUGAAAUUCGAUGGCAUCACUUAGAAGAAACUUUAACAAGUCUGUCAUUAAGUAAUAAUCAAAUAACACAUUUGAAAUCACAAGCACUGACUACUUUAUAUCACUUAUUACAGUUAGAUUUAGAAGGAAAUCACUUACGAAGCAUUAGCGCAGAUUCAUUGCCAACCACAUUGUCAAUCCUAAAGUUAUCAAAUAACUUCCUUCAUGAACUAUCCUGUGAUUUACUUCAUAACCUUCCCAGAUUACAAUCCGUUCAUUUGCGUCAUAAUUUAGUUAGAUUCAGCAGUAAUUAUUCUUGUUCUAAUACUAAAAAUAAAAAGAUUGAAAAGUUAGACUUAAGUAAUAACAAAAUUAAUGAUUCUUCGGAGAUACUUGUGCUCCAAGAAGUUCAAAUUAGACAAAUUAUUCUAGACCUUAAUGAAUUAACUUUCAUCCCACGAUUGGUGUUCACAAAUAAUAGAGUCGAACGGCUGUCUAUUUCGUACAACAAACUGUCUUCUAUUUACCGAGAAGUAUUCUUGUUAUUAAAAAAUUCACUCGAGCAUCUAGAAGUGGAACACAACAAAUUGUCCCACUUGCCGGACACUUUGGCUCAGGUCAUACGACUACGCCAUUUAUCUUUAGCUUACAACCAGUUGGAGGAGUCACCCCCUCUCCCCGCUCGAAUUCAGACGCUCUCACUUGCGGGCAACUUUUUAACUUCAAUACCCUCUGCACUACAAACGCUGGAACCGGGAUCCAUUCGUUAUCUUGACUUAAGCUACAACAGGAUAUCUAAUUUGUUACCCAACGAAUUUCUAGACUGGUCCACUUCCCUUGGGACUAUCAACUUAAGAGGUAACAGGAUUGCACAGAUUUAUAAGAACGUUUUUCCGCCAACCAUGCCAGUUAAAGAGAUUAAUUUGAGCUUCAAUGAUUUAUACUACAUACACCCACAGUCGUUCUCAAAUGUUUCUAGCUCUUUGCAUGUAUUAGAAUCGUCUUCGACUCUAUGUAGUAGCUAUUUUCCCUUUGAAAUUGAAGAGGGUUUAGAAAAUCUCAGUUGGCUCUCGUUUGAUAAUAAUGAUUUUCAUAUCCUUAAAUUAUCAGAUCUUACAACGUUUCCGUACUUAAAGUAUUUAAAUUUAGAUUAUAAUCGUAUUAUAGACAUUAUUUUGGGUGACGACUAUCAAAAUAUUUCCCUACCUUUAAGUAAUAUAAGAAUUGCUUAUAAUUUUUUAAGUUCAAUACACAGUCGCAUAUUUUCUUAUAUGCCCGACUUAAGAAACUUAGAUUUAUCAUAUAACCGAAUCAAUAACUUAACUAAGCACAGUUUCACAAACUUACCCAACUUGAGAUAUUUAUCUCUUGCGGGUAACAUAAUCGAUUCGAUGGAAACUGAGACCUUUGCUAAUUUACCAAAACUGGAAAUAUUGGAGCUCCAAGGAAAUAACUUUACGUAUUUAUCACUUAACUCGUUCUACAAUGUUUCGCAUGCAGAUGUAACAUUCACGCUCAAUAUAAGCAGAAAUCACUUAAGACUUAUCGACGGAGAAUCCGUGAUUUCCGUAAAUAUAUUUGAUGGUUCAUACAAUGAAUUGCAUGAAGUGCCAAAUAAUUUAUUUGUUGCUGUGGAAUCUUCCAUACGACAUAUUAUAUUAUCUCAUAAUAAACUUUUUCAUAUUUCUAGCGAAGCUUUUGGGGAUGCUAUAAAUUUAGAGAUAUUAGAUUUACAUAAAAAUAAUAUAAACACAGUAAAAAGAAAAUCUUUUUCAGAUCUGCUGUCGCUUCAGAUUUUAGAUCUUUCUUUCAAUGUCAUAUCUCAAUUAUCCGUCGAACAAUUUUAUAAUUUGAAUAAAUUAAGAUAUCUCAAAUUAGAUCACAAUAAUAUAAGGCUUUUACCCAGAGACGUAUUUAAAAAUACUAUUAUAGAACAUUUGGAUUUAAGUUAUAAUGAUAUAUCUUUGUUUCCUGUCACUGCCCUAUCCCAAAUAGGAUUCACUCUAAGAUACUUGGAUUUAUCUAACAACCAUAUAGAAUAUUUAGACAGUAAUAUAUUUCGCAAUACGCAAUUCCUAUUAAAUUUAAACUUAGGUUCCAAUUUGUUGACUGUGUUAUCGGAUAACACUUUUUCAAGUCUUGGAGGUUUACGUUUACUGGACCUUAGCUCAAACUCUAUAAAAGCAAACUUUAAGGAGUUGUUUCACAACCUACCCAACUUGAGGCAUUUGAAUCUUGCAAAUGUAAGUUUAAAGUCAGUGCCUUAUCUACCUUUGACAAACUUAACUAGUCUCAAUUUAACUUCAAAUUACAUUAACAGUUUUAAAGAGACUGACGUGAAGCGGCUAGUGAAUCUUCGCCAUUUAGACAUUAGUCAUAAUCGUAUUACCUCUUUAGUGCCAAAAAUGUGGUAUCAUUUGAAUAAUUUAAACGUACUCGAUAUUUCAUACAAUCCUAUAGUAAGAAUUACGCCAAAUAGUUUCAAAUGGUUGAGCAACUUAUCUCAUUUAAAUUUAAAUGGACUUAAAUACUUAGACAUAGUUGACCAAGAUUCCUUCCGUCCCCUAAUAUCUUUGCGAGCUCUGCAUAUUCAGUCGUGGUCUACAAUAAAUCAUUCAACUUUCCGUUUAUCCAACAUCACAUUAUCACUUCCAUCUUUAUACAAAAUAGUGAUUCAAUGGACAGACGAUAUCAUGGACACCCAACUUCACGGAAUAGAUGCAAGAAACAUUCGCUAUUUAGAAAUAAGAGGUGCAAACCUAAAGAGAAUAACUGAUGAAGCGUUUGAACCUUUUGCAAGUGGUCAAGAGAUAUUUAUAAGGAUAACAGCAACAUCUUUGACAAAACUACCAACAGCGUUUAUGAAACACCUCGGACAAGUACCACAAUUGGGGAUCGACUUAAGUUAUAAUCAAAUUACGUCACUUAAUCCAGCUAUAUUCUAUCCAAACUUCACCAGUUGGAGCCAUGUAGCUACAAAAUUGCUUUCGGGUGGAUUAAUAUUAACUGGCAACCCUCUACACUGUGAAUGCGAAUUAGCAUGGCUUGGUGCUUGGUUACGUCGGUGGCUGCAAGAAAAUGAGGCAGGCACGGAACUAAGACGCGCGGUCCGAAGUGCUACCUGUAAGGACCAACUCGGCAGGCGGGUGCCUCUGUUGCAGUUGCGAGCAGACGAGGCCGAGUGUCACGCCAGUGCGCUCUCAAGCGACGCUCAACCGAAUUAUACAGACGUCGUUUAUACUCUUGUCGCAGCAUUUUGGACUUUAUUGCUCAGAUGAUACCCAUUACUAUAUAUCGAAUAAUUGUAUAAUACUUAGGUAAUAUUGCAAACUUGUACAUAAAUGUUUUAUUCACAAGGUCUACUUUUAAAGAACUUUUACAAUUCGAACAGACUGUAGUUGAAUAGAAUUUUGUACACCAUACAAUUAAUUAAACGAUUAAAAUAUGUAGGUAAGUAAACCUAUUAGAUAUCGAUAGUAAUUUUAUGUCUAAUUUAAUAAAGUAUUUCUAUAAGGUACGUGUUAUCUUGUAAGGUCACGUAAAAUCUAAAGAAUACCUAUACUUUUUGUUUUCUUUCUAAUUUACCACUCUAUAACAAUUUGUUUUUAUCUCAUGCUAUUGUUUCUUGGUAGGUUUCGUUGACAUUGUGAAUUGUAAUUAUUUUGUAUGUCCUAUGUAAAUAUUGUACAGAAGUAAAUAUUUUUCCAAAAUAUUAUCUGCAUUUUCAAUUCCGGCUUCAAUGAAAUUGCUCAUACAUGAAUAUCAAGAAAUGUUUCAUCACGCCUUUAAUAAUUUUCAAGACACCGUUUAGCUGGAGCGGGACUUUGUGAUUUCAACUGUACAUGCCGCUGUAAUAUAAUUUGCUUUGUGAUUUCAUCACCAAAUGUUUGCUGGAGCGUCCUCCGU
Messenger RNA from Achroia grisella, 4562 nucleotides. Its product is annotated as chaoptin-like. NCBI's taxonomy places the organism in Eukaryota, Metazoa, Arthropoda, Insecta, Lepidoptera, Pyralidae. Gene Ontology annotation, cellular component: extracellular matrix. Gene Ontology annotation, molecular function: protein binding. Bases 224 to 3934 code for a protein of 1236 amino acids. The record is from RefSeq and is a predicted model, not a curated record. The transcript is spliced from 6 exons.